Messenger RNA from Aspergillus mulundensis, 1245 nucleotides. Its product is annotated as lipoate synthase. The transcript has a single exon. Gene Ontology annotation, cellular component: mitochondrion. The record is from RefSeq and is a predicted model, not a curated record. Gene Ontology annotation, molecular function: 4 iron, 4 sulfur cluster binding; lipoate synthase activity. Gene Ontology annotation, biological process: lipoate biosynthetic process. Bases 1 to 1245 code for a protein of 414 amino acids. NCBI's taxonomy places the organism in Eukaryota, Fungi, Ascomycota, Eurotiomycetes, Eurotiales, Aspergillaceae.
AUGGCUGCUGCGACAAACCGGUUCAGAGCUUUAUACUCAUCCUCGCGGGUCGCUGCCCCUCAAUCAGGGAGCGUUCCUUACCUCAACUACCGUGGCUACGCAACUACAGAUCCCUCAUCCGCCACCGGCGGAGCUUCAGCAGCAACUCCCAGGAGACGGACAACGUUCACGGACAAGCUCAACGCCGGGCCUUCAUUCGGAGAUUUCGUCUCUGGGGGAAGCGACAAUGCCCCCCUUGAUCCCUCUGAAGCAUACGCCCUCAAGACCGCACUGGUCGGACCCGCCGGCCGCAAGAAGGAAAUGACUCGGUUACCGUCAUGGCUAAAGACGCCGAUUCCCGAUUCGAAGAAUUACCAGCGCCUUAAGAAGGAUCUCCGAGGACUCAAUCUGCAUACUGUUUGCGAAGAAGCGCGGUGUCCCAACAUCUCCGACUGCUGGGGUGGUGGCGACAAGGCCGCUGCAACUGCGACGAUCAUGCUCAUGGGUGACACUUGUACGCGAGGAUGUCGGUUCUGCAGUGUGAAGACUUCGCGCGCGCCACCACCGCUAGACCCUCAUGAGCCGGAGAAUACUGCAGAGGCUAUCUCGCGCUGGGGGUUGGGGUAUGUCGUUUUGACGAGUGUUGACCGUGACGACCUCGUCGAUGGUGGUGCCCGCCACUUCGCGGAGACAGUGAUCAAGAUCAAGCAAAAGGCACCGAACAUCUUGGUGGAAUGCUUGACCGGUGACUAUGCUGGAGAUCUGGAAAUGGUCGGUGUUGUCGCCCGAUCGGGUCUAGAUGUGUACGCGCAUAACGUCGAGACGGUCGAGGCCCUGACGCCGCACGUCCGUGACCGUCGCGCUACCUUUCAACAGUCCAUCCGUGUGCUUGAGGCUGCGAAGAAGGCCAGGCCAACGCUUAUCACAAAGACAUCCCUCAUGCUGGGUCUCGGUGAGACCGAAGAACAGCUCUGGGAUGCGCUCCGUCAACUCCGCGCUGUCAACGUUGACGUUGUGACCUUUGGUCAGUAUAUGCGCCCCACGAAGCGCCACAUGGCCGUCCACGAGUACGUCACCCCGGAUCAAUUCGAGCUCUGGCGCCAGCGUGCUCUCGAUAUGGGCUUCCUCUACUGCGCCUCCGGUCCGUUGGUUAGGAGCAGUUACAAGGCAGGGGAGGCGUUUAUCGAGAAUGUUCUGAAGAAGAGGCGAUCCGGUGCUCCUGAAGUUAGCGCUAGCAAAGUUCCAGUUAAUGAGGCGACGCGGUAG